AUGAAGGCUUUAGUGCUCACCCUCCUCUUCCUCCUCAUUGCAUGCAGUGAAGCCAAAAUAUACACCAAAUGUGAACUGGCUUCAAGUCUGAAACAAAAUCGCAUGGAUGGAUAUUUUGGCUACAGCUUGGGCAACUGGAUCUGUCUUGCUUUUCAUGCGAGCAAGUACAACACCCAUCUUGUGAUUGGGCCAAACAAGGAUCGCGGUAGCAACUAUGGGAUAUUCCAGAUAAACAGCCGCUAUUGGUGCAAAAGUAACCAGGGCCCUACAAAUAAUCUCUGUCAUAAGCCUUGCAGUGCUUUCCUAACUGAUAACAUCACAGCUGAUAUUGCUUGUGCUAAGAGAAUUGUGCGUGAUCCCCUAAGGAUGAAUGCCUGGGUUGGCUGGAAAAAGCACUGCAAAGGAACAAAUCUGUCAAAAUGGACCAGUGGUUGUCGACUCUGAGAUUGAUGAUCCUGCAUUUCUCUUCCUCCUCCUGUGAUGAAAAUGAUAUUAUUUCUUAUAUAACCACACUGAACAGUUUAAUUCUAUGCCUGCAUUCUACAUAUUGGGAAGAAUGAGUUUGUUUGCACACAAACAAUGAUUUUUAAAUGGUUUCUGGGUGGAAAGGAGGGAAAGACCUUGCUUUUUAAA
This is a messenger RNA of Crotalus tigris (Tiger rattlesnake), 633 nucleotides long. RefSeq names its product lysozyme C, milk isozyme-like. The record is from RefSeq and is a predicted model, not a curated record. Gene Ontology annotation, molecular function: lysozyme activity. The coding region runs from base 1 to 444 and encodes 147 amino acids. NCBI's taxonomy places the organism in Eukaryota, Metazoa, Chordata, Lepidosauria, Squamata, Viperidae. The transcript is spliced from 4 exons.